Molecule: messenger RNA, 429 nt
Organism: Cynocephalus volans (Philippine flying lemur)
Lineage: Eukaryota; Metazoa; Chordata; Mammalia; Dermoptera; Cynocephalidae
Product: calcitonin gene-related peptide 2-like
Exons: 3
Coding region: 1-429 (142 amino acids)
Biological process (GO): adenylate cyclase-activating G protein-coupled receptor signaling pathway; regulation of cytosolic calcium ion concentration
Cellular component (GO): extracellular region
Molecular function (GO): hormone activity; calcitonin receptor binding
Source: RefSeq, a predicted model, not a curated record
AUGGGCUUCGGGAAGUUCUCCCCCUUCCUGGCUCUCAGCAUCUUGGUCCUCUGCCAGGCGGGCAGCCUCCAGGCAGAACUAUUCAGGUCUGCUUUGGAGAGUAGCUCAGACCUGGCCACACUCAGUGAGGAGGAAGCGCGCCUCCUGCUGGCUGCACUGGUGCAGGACUAUGUGCAGAUGAAGGCCAGUGAGCAGGAGCUGGAGCAGGAGCAGGAGACUGAGGGCUCCAGCCUGGACAGCCCCAGAUCUAAGCGGUGCAGUCAUCUGAGUACCUGUGUGCUGGGCACAUACUUGCAAGACCUGAACAACUUUCAUACAUUCUCUGGUAUCAACUUCGGGCCUGAAACACCUGGCAAGAAAAGAGACCUAGCCAGAGGCUUGCAGAAGGACCGCUACUCCCAUGUUGGGGUGCCCCAGGAUGCCAACUGA